GUUCUGUCAAGUGGGGCAACAUCGCCUGUAACUUGUUGGGUCGUAACACUAACAUAGCCAUCAGAUCAACAACUUCGCCGUCGCCUUCUACGUCCCUUCUAUGCUCAAGAACUGGAAAUGGGGCACAUACAUCUUCUUCGCCGUCUUUCUUGCCGCCAGCGUAGUCUGGGUUUGGUUUUGCCUUCCGGAGACCAAGGGCGUUACCCUCGAGGAGAUGGAUCGUGUCUUUGGCAGCAACACCGCCGCCGAGGACACGAUCUUACUGGAGCAGGCUAGAAGGGAUGUCGGCUUAACAGAAGAUCUGGAGGACAACGCUAUCCGGUCCGAGAAGAAGAGCCUUGGCGAGACUCAGCUUGAGUCCGUCUAAGCUUUUCCAGGGGAUAAGGUAUAUAUAUCUAAACAAAAUCUAAUACAAACACCCAAUACCCCUGUCGAUACCAAAUCUACCUUAGUUCUCUACCUUGCA
Colletotrichum navitas is the source of this 466-nucleotide messenger RNA. RefSeq lists its product as uncharacterized. Gene Ontology annotation, biological process: transmembrane transport; carbohydrate transport. Gene Ontology annotation, cellular component: membrane. Gene Ontology annotation, molecular function: carbohydrate:proton symporter activity. Lineage: Eukaryota; Fungi; Ascomycota; Sordariomycetes; Glomerellales; Glomerellaceae. The record is from RefSeq and is a predicted model, not a curated record. Bases 101 to 367 code for a protein of 88 amino acids. The transcript has a single exon.